This is a messenger RNA of Saccharomycopsis crataegensis, 1395 nucleotides long. RefSeq lists its product as uncharacterized. Gene Ontology annotation, molecular function: cyclin-dependent protein serine/threonine kinase activator activity. The record is from RefSeq and is a predicted model, not a curated record. Gene Ontology annotation, cellular component: cyclin/CDK positive transcription elongation factor complex; nucleus. Lineage: Eukaryota; Fungi; Ascomycota; Saccharomycetes; Ascoideales; Saccharomycopsidaceae. The transcript is spliced from 2 exons. Bases 1 to 1395 code for a protein of 464 amino acids. Gene Ontology annotation, biological process: positive regulation of DNA-templated transcription, elongation; regulation of transcription by RNA polymerase II.
AUGGUUUUGAAGAUGGUCCCAGAAGGCGCAGAUAAUAGUGAACAAAGUGAACUGUACAAUAAAAGUGGUCAUUUCAGAAGCUAUCAAAAUAGAGACAGACAUACCCAUAAUAACCAUACCGCAAAGCAGGACGGUUAUAAAAAUGAUCGAGAUACGCGUUAUAGAAAAGAUUAUGGCCAAAGUUAUAGCGAUCAUGAAGAAAAGAAUAACCGUGACGUAAAUGGCUUUUACAAGGAAAAUAAUCAGGAUGAAGCUAAUGGUCAUUAUGAAGAAACCAAUACAAAUAGCGUUAAUAGUUAUUACAAGGAAACUAAUAGAAAUCAUGUUAAUGGUUAUCAUCAAGGAGGCCAACAUAGGAAUGACUACGGGAAGUCCACACACACAGCGAGAAAUGAUAGAAGCGGCAUGGAUUCAAACAAAGAUCAAAAAACACAUUCACCAACAGCUUAUAAAAAUCAUGCUGGUCAUGAUUAUAAUAUUCGUAAUUGCAACAACAAAAGCACAACACCUAAGCUUUCCGAAUCAGCAUACGAAAAAACAAAUGCUGACGAUGAAUAUCACUUGCCUUUGGAUGACAUUCCUUCGAAUGAUUGGAUAUUCAAUCAAGAGCAUAUCCGUGACAUGACACCCUCGAGGAUCUCCCCAAAUAAAUACGUUGACUAUGAACAGGAAAUUACCGUGCGUACUAAGUGUGUUCAAAGGAUUGUGGAAAUUGCGUUGACUUUGAAUUUGAAUAAACAGGCAGUCAUUUUUGGUGGUACAUACAUUCAUCGUUAUUUUAUGUUUAACCACAUCCAAGAUUAUGAUUAUAAACUCGUCGCUGGCGCUGCAAUAUGCAUAGCAGUAAAAGCUGCCGAAAAUUUGAAGAAACUUGAAACCAUCGUGAGACUUAUUGCUCGAAUGAUUAAUCCGGAAAUUGAAGGCAAUGAGGAACUGUUACGGGAAGUGCGUGACUCAAUUAUCCUUUUAGAAAACAAGUUACUCAUUGAUUUGAAAUUCGACACAGAUAUGGAAUUACCAUUUACUCAUUUCGACCAAUGGGAAUUAUCUGAGCUUUUUGGCGCAGAUUACAAGAGGAAAUUGUCAUGGUUUCCAAAGAUUACCAUGUAUACGCCGGCGGUUAUAUUAUAUUCCUCUAAAGAAAUUGCUGCCGCUUCGUUCUUCUUAACUUGUCUUCAUGAACAGAAAAAGUUCCCGGGACUGCUCAUUGAGAAAUUCGACGUUGAUAUGGAAAGAAUUGGUCACUUGGCUACUUAUGUGCACCAAGUGUUCAGUGUCGUUAUACUGAAAUCUAUAAUACCACCGAAAACCGAAAUCUCCGAGGGGAAAUCAACACCAAUACUAAGUUUGGUCGAUCAAAAUUUUGCAAGUAUUGAUAGCUUAAUAGAAUUUUGA